Dama dama (fallow deer) is the source of this 2170-nucleotide messenger RNA. It is a transcript of the gene IZUMO1, whose product is annotated as izumo sperm-oocyte fusion 1. Gene Ontology annotation, biological process: heterotypic cell-cell adhesion; fusion of sperm to egg plasma membrane involved in single fertilization; sperm-egg recognition. The record is from RefSeq and is a predicted model, not a curated record. Gene Ontology annotation, cellular component: plasma membrane; acrosomal membrane. Gene Ontology annotation, molecular function: protein binding involved in heterotypic cell-cell adhesion; signaling receptor binding. The transcript has 7 exons. Lineage: Eukaryota; Metazoa; Chordata; Mammalia; Artiodactyla; Cervidae. Bases 578 to 1519 code for a protein of 313 amino acids.
AGAUGCUGCGAAAGUUCUAGUCUGAAAAGGCAGCUGUGACAUCACGGAGCGAUAGGUGGGGCCCUCCCUUUGUCGCGAUCCAAUCAGACUGAGAGUUGGGAUCCUGGGCGGGGCCAAGGAAACUCCAAGGACUCUCUCUUGGGAAUCUGGGGCCUCACGUGGGUAGCCGGGAGGAGGAGGCUGUGGGUGUUCCUAGUAAGGGGCAAACCGUGACUGUGACCCCAAUCAAGAGCUUUCUCUACCACGCAACUAACCUUACCCUCACCCCCAACAAAAUUCUUAAUUGUAGUCGUGGGAAAAGAUUAGAGUUGGAAGGACGUGGCUUGGUCAUUCUCUCUAAAAGCUGUCAGAACGUGGGCUCUUCAGCGAACCCUCGUAUUCGAGGGUACAACAGGAGUCAAGGUCGGGCGUAGAGUGCUUCAAGACUCCUCGGUUCUCUAAUGAGAAGUGUGCGCCCUGCCAACUGGGGCUCCGUUAGUCUCGGGGAAGGGCUUCUCUCCAUUUAGCGUUCACCUUCUCGGGUGGGGGUAAGAAGACCCUCCCCGGAGUUCGGCACGGACUGCGCGCUCUUGUCGCAAUGGAGCCGCGGGGGCUUCCCCUCCUGGUGGCGACUCUGGCCGGCUGCCUGUUUCCUGCCAGGGGCUGUGUCAUUUGCGAUCCAAAGGUCAGGGAGGCGCUAAACUCCUUGGAGAUGGAUUACCUGCCUGGACACCUGGAGGUCAGCUAUCACAAAAAAGUGAUGGAAAAGAUAAAGCAGGCAGUGGAAGAUUUCAAGGACCUGCCGAUUGACGAGAACUCCUAUAUGGGGGUUGUCGAUGAGGCCACACUAGAAAAGGCAUCCUGGAGUUUGCUGAAGGAUAUGAAACGCAUCACAGAUAGUGAUGCAAAAGGUGAGCUCUUCGUGAAGGAGAUGUUAUGGAUGUUGCACCUGGCAAAGAAUACCUUUGCCAGCUACGCUGCUCAGUUUCAAAAAGAGGGUUUGAUGUUGCAGCCUCUCAUUUGGUGCAGUACCUGCCAGAAGCAGGUUCACGCUUGUCGAAAGUCUAAGAAUUGUGGAGAGCGCGAAGUCAAGGUCCAUCAAAUGGAAGACAUGAUCCUGGACUGUGAGCUCAACUGGCAUAAAAUCUCUCAAGGCCUGACCGAUUACAGCUUUUACAGGGUUUGGAAGAACAAUUCUGAGACCUUGGUGUCCAAGGGGAAGGAGCCCAUCCUGACCAAGACCAUGGUGCGUCCGAAGGAUGCAGGUACCUAUCGCUGCGAGCUGGGUUCCAUAAAAUCCAGUCCAGCCACGAUCAUCUAUUUUCACGUCACAGUAUUGCCCAAAAGAAUCCAGGAGGAGAUACCGUCACCAAACACCGAAACUCAGGAUGAGACGGCCCAAGGAGAGGUGGCUUUGGAUCGCCCCCACUCAACCGUCGAGCCACAGACUCCGAAGCCGGAGCAAGUGCUGAAAAGACGCCUGCUCGGGGUGCUGAUCUGGGGCUUAGUGGUGCUCACAGCCGGCGUUCUAUCCGUGUGAGCCGCCCACUGAAAAAGGCAGGGCUUGGAGUGGGAGGCGGGGUUUCCCGCUACCCAAUGCAGGCGGGGGUCUGCGAGCCGAGGAACGCUGAGAGCUGGACUGCCUUUGGGAGCCGGGCUCACCUAAGGAGCGCGAAGCUUGGAUCACUGCUAGAAUAAGAUCAAACCUAGAGAGGCCGGGAGGAGUGGUCCUCACUCAGGGAGGACCUAACCUGUUUCCGCUCUGUGUGCUCCCAUCAGGAUCCUUUUCUCUCGGUCUGGCAAAGUGGUCGAUUUCAUAAAGUCCCGGUUCAGCACUGGCAGUCGGACUGUUUAGGACUCGGGGGUUUCAAAGGAAAAGAUCAAAGACUCCAGGAGAAAAAUAAAUAUUUAUCUGGUGGUCCAAGUAUCUGACUCACUCCCCCGGACUGAUUCUAACUUUUGGUCUCCCCCCACCCCCAAGAGAAGUUUGGGGAUGGUCUUCUGUCCGAGAAAGGAGGAGCUGGGACCCCCGGGCCCUGUGGGGCCUGGAAGGGGCCAGCUGGCGGCGAUGAUUCCAGAAUCAAGGAGUGGGGCAGGGCCAGCCUUCCCCAGAUCUCCUCCCCCAGGCCCGGUCCCCUCACAGGACGCCCCCUCCCCGCUCUUCCUGCCGGUUUCCUCUUGCCUUUUCCUG